Messenger RNA from Alligator mississippiensis (American alligator), 3240 nucleotides. RefSeq names its product claudin 5 (gene CLDN5). Gene Ontology annotation, cellular component: bicellular tight junction; plasma membrane. Gene Ontology annotation, molecular function: structural molecule activity. Lineage: Eukaryota; Metazoa; Chordata; Crocodylia; Alligatoridae. The transcript has a single exon. Bases 210 to 860 code for a protein of 216 amino acids. Gene Ontology annotation, biological process: cell adhesion; bicellular tight junction assembly. The record is from RefSeq and is a predicted model, not a curated record.
GCUUAGUCACUCGCACGAGCCUUUGUUCUGCUUUCGCCCCCAUUGGCUGCGCCCCGGCCGCCGCCCGGCGGGGGUGGGGGCCGCGCCGCAUAUAGAGCCCCGGGCGGCCGGGUGGGCAGACAGACCGCGCUGCGGGCACACAGCGAGCCGAGCCGAGCCGAGCCGAGCCGAGCCGAGCCUCCUCUCCUCUCCUCUCCUCUCCUCUCGACAUGGCCUCCGCCGCGCUGGAGAUCGUGGGCAUGGGGCUCAGCAUCCUGGGCUGGGUGGGCGUGCUCGUGACCUGCGGGCUGCCCAUGUGGCAGGUGUCCGCCUUCAUCGAGGCCAACAUCGUGGUGGCGCAGAGCCUGUGGGAAGGGCUGUGGAUGACGUGCGCGGUGCAGAGCACGGGGCAGAUGCAGUGCAAGGUGUUCGACUCCAUCCUGGCGCUGAGCCCCGAGGUGCAGGCGGGCCGCGCCAUCACCGUGCUCGUGGCGCUGCUGGGGCUGGUGGCGCUCAUGGUGACCGUGAUGGGCGCGCAGUGCACCAACUGCGUGCGGCCGGGCCGCGCCAAGUCGCACAUCGCCCUGGCCGGCGGGGCCAUCUACGUCCUGUGCGGCGUCCUGGUGCUCAUCCCCAUCUGCUGGUUCGCCCACAUCACCAUCAGCGACUUCUACGACCCCACCGUGCCGCGCUUCAAGAAGCGGGAGAUGGGCGCCUCGCUCUACAUCGGCUGGGCGGCCACGGCGCUGCUGCUCGUGGGCGGCGGGCUCAUCUGCUGCGGCGCCCGCGGGCACAAGGACGAGGACGCCUUCCCCGUCAAGUACUCGGCCCCGCGGCGGCCCACGUCCAACGGCGAGUACGACAAGAAGAACUACGUGUGAGCCCCGGCGGGGCCGCAGGUACCGGGCAUCGCCGCCUCCCCCCGCCCCCGCUCCUCCUGCAGGCGCCCGGACUCGGGCUGGACUGGGAGGCUGCGCCCCGCGGGCCUCGGGACCAGGCGCUCAGGUGCCCCCGGACUGUCCCCGCCUCGCUCCGAGCCUCCCCGCCCCGAGCAGCAGCUCGACGCCGCGCUCCUCCUUGCUGCCGUCGGCCCCCGGGCGCAGGCUCCGGCUCCGGCGCCGCACGCCCCCGCCUCCGCGUUGACUCCCGGGGCUGCGACCUACCGCCCGCGGCCGGCCGGCCGGAGGGAGGCAUCGCUGCCGGCGCACAGCCGCCCGAGGAGACGCCCGGAGGGAAGUACGAGCCCGGUUUGCCUCGAGCUGCCACAUGCCUGCUUCGUGCAUCGCUUCCCCCGGCAGGGCCGCGUCCCCGCUCUGCCCUCGGCCCCGCACCUGGAGCGCAGGGGCGCGUUUGGGCUCCCGGGCACCGCGGGAACUGCCCCUCGCACCGGGGCCGGCGGCCCGUGCGCUCAUUUUCCGGUCCAGGCAACUGUCCCUCAUCUCAGAUCCUCUUCAAAGCAGACUGUUUGGGGUUGAAACGGCUCUUAUUUAUUUAUCCUCCCUAACUUGUCCACUAUUUAAGAAUGGUUUGAUUUUAUUUUUUGAGCUUGAGUAACCAAAAUAUAGAUUCUUUCUAAAACUUUCCACUAGCUUUGGUCUUCAUUCCUCCUUUAAACAAGUCCUCUCUGCCCGGUUCUGAUUGAAGACAUUUGGGGAAAGAAGAAGCAUGCUGAAGCUGGGCUUCACGAUUUUAACUGACUGUUGGAUUAAUUCUUGGUGGGGGAAAGGCAGGGAAGGGUGGCAUCAUUACAGCAUUCACGCAAUGCAAAAUGGUUACAGCUGAACAUAAAACUGCUCAGUCCUUUAUUCCUUCACUCAGGCGACCCUUCUCUCCUCCUUAAUCCGCUUCUGUUCUGUUUACUUGAACGUGAAAUCAUGUCAGGUGUCCUGCGGCAGCAGAGGAACAAAUUCACUGACUCAGGAGGUCUCUUGACACCCCGUGUACAGCACGCAACAUUUGUGUGUCCUGGGACAUGUUGUGCACACACUGUUGGAAACGGAAGGUGUUCAGAAUAUACAUGGUUGGACCUAAUGGGCUCUUUUUGUAAUCUCAUUUUAAAAGACUGAGAGAUUUGGGUGGCUUAUUUACUGAACCUGUCUGGUUCUCAAUGUCAGAUUUUAUACUUAGUCGACCACAUGCAAAAUUAUAAUGUGGGGCUGUGCAAUCACAGUUAAACUGACCAGAACUCACUUUCCUUUACAUGAAAAAGUACAGAAAGAUUUUUAAAUGCUCAAAGAUCUUAGCCCAAUGACUUAGCUGACACUUCACACAGAGUAGUCCAGGAGUUCCCAAAAUCAUGCCACCAGGACUUUAUCAUACUGUACAUAGGGGAGGGAAGAUAUCUUAAUUUUGCUCUGGACAGCUUUAACUUUGGAUUUCUUAACCUUGACAUGUUGUAAAUUCUAGUGCAUCAUGUGUUCAGCAUACACUUCUUGCUUUUAUAUGUACAGUAGACAAAGUGAAGUUGAACUAGAUUAGGGAGCAAGAGACACUUCUGCAUACAAAUCCUAAGAACAGGAAAACAAGACAUCUCUCACCUGUAACUUAUACCAACACAGGACUCCUAGUAACCACCAUGAAGCCCACAUCAUGGGAAAACUGCUUCUGCCUCCACCCCCAAAGAUAACAUAGUGUUCAGAACACAAGAGUCUCCCUUACACCAUACGGCUAAAUUUGAUUGCCAUGUCACAGACACAUAUUAAUGUGUUGCUCCCCUAACCUAUAGGCUUGUACAUCAGCUCUGAAUAUCUGCUCAUAUCACUGAGCCUUGUGACUUGACUGGAUCUGUAGUUCUGCAAUAGGGUUUCGUAAAUACUGGUUUUGCUUUGUUUAUAAGCAUCGAAAAGUGGUGGUACCAAUACAUAAGGAGACCAGAGACCUGAGGCACUUGGGUUGUGAUCCUGCUAAUGUGGCUGUGGUUAAUGUUAAGCAAAUGAUUAGUCUCAGUGAAGAAGUGGGGUUAUUGCUUUCAUGCCUAAAGUUAAAUGCAUUCAUGGCUGCAGACUACUAGUUUAUCUAAUAAUUCAGCACACCCCAUCUCGGUAGAACUCUUUCUUCUCUAAAGAGCUGUGGUUCUUAACCCAUCAAUGUCUUAAAUAAGAGCUACCAUGCUGUUAUUGUGAUCUAAUGUGUAGUUUUGGUACAAGAAUGAAAUAUUCUGUAUUUCAUCAUUGCAACUUUUAAAAAAAAUGUAACCUUACAAACUGUAAAUGAAUUUAAAUGUAUACAUUUUUAAAGAAAUCUACCAAAGUUGGCUUGUAA